UGAAUAUAUAAAGGGGAAGGUGAAAUGCUGAGGUAGUUUAUUUGAGAAGAGAUUUGAUAUGAUCACGAUGAUAAAAUUGAGUCUCCUGCUUCUCCUGCUCUCCCACUCGGCCCGCUGCAUGCUGCUGGGAUGGGUGGAGUCUCCGGGGUAUCCCAAUGGAUACCAGCCCCACGCCAGUAUGAACUGGAGCAGGUGUGCCCCCGAAGGUUACACCCUCUCCAUCAGACUCCUCCACCUGGACCUGGAGGACAGCCAGGACUGUGAAAAUGAUGCCGUGAAGAUCUUUUCAAAUAGAAACUUGAUUUCUGUUCUGUGUGGCCAAAGGGACUAUGAGGAGCUUCAGUCUGUGGUAAAUCCUUCACUUGUCUCUUUCCCGGGCGGCUGUCUCUCUCUUUCUUUCCACUCAGACUACUCAAACAUCAAGAGGCACGGAGGCUUCAGAGGCUUUUACACAGUGCAAGACUUUGACGAAUGUGAGGACGACCCAGAAAAUGGAUGCAGUCAGUUCUGCCACAACACCAUUGGAGGGUACAGAUGCUCCUGUCGCCAUGGUUACCACCUGGGAACGGAUAAACACACUUGCACUGUGAGUUGCGGUAAGGAUCUGUCAGGACUGAACCAUGGCGUCAUAUCCAGUCCCUCCUGGCCCGGUUCGUAUGGGGAGAACGCAGACUGUCGGUACACCCUGUCUGUGGAGGCCGACCUGCAGUUGGAGCUGCACUUCUUAGGGGUGUUUGAUGUGGAGCAGAGCCCUGAUGGUCAAUGCAUAGAUGCACUGACGAUUGAGACUCCCUCUGGGACUAUGGGACCGUUCUGUGGUCACACGCCUCCCCAGUCUCCCUUCCUCACCCACUCACAUAGUGUCGUCAUCCGCUUCACCUCAGAUGGCUUCGGCACCAACAAAGGGUUCAACUUGCACUUCAAGACCAGAGGAAAGGUCUGUCCAGCAGUGGUCACCUCACACUCCACUGUGACUCCUCAGAGACCAGAGAAUCACCCGGGUCAGACGGUGAAAGUAACCUGUGAUCUUGGACAUAUUGCGAAUACUCAAGGCAUCCUGGCCCUGUCAUCGCAGUAUGAGACGACGUGCCAGAGAAAUGGCAUCUGGGUCCCUAGUUACCCCUGCGAACCUGUGAAUUGUGGUCGUCCUGAUAUCCCAGAAGAUGGCAUCCUUCAGUUGGUGGGCUCAGAAAACUCACACACUUGGUAUAAAGACCAGAUCCAGCUGACGUGCAGUUCAAAGUACUACACACUGGAAGGAGACGACACAUACACUUGCAGUGCCGGUGGUAAAUGGGUAUCAGGCGGUGGAACAUCACAGAUGCCGAAAUGCACUCCAGUCUGCGGGACGCAUGAAAAAGCCCCAGUGAAUGCAGGCAGAAUUUUGGGAGGUCGCAAUGCAAACCUGGGAGAAAUACCUUGGCAACUUCUAAUAAAAGAACCAUCUAGAGGAGCAGCAACACUGAUCAAUGACCGAUGGGCCGUCACAGCAGCACAUGUAGUGGAGAAUUUGGAAGAAACCUCUUUGCGCCUGUAUGGUGGAUUGAUAGAUGGAAGGACAGCUAAUCAACGGCCUGGUGUGGCUGUCAUGGAGAGUGAGAGGAUCAUAAUUCAUCCCGGCUACAGCAGAGGUGUUUCUUCUCUGACUCGCACCAGUUAUGACAAUGACAUUGCUCUGAUCAGAUUAGCCUCCAGAGUGAAUUUUGACCCCAACCUCCUUCCCAUAUGUCUGCCGGAGGGGAAGAGGGGCUUGGUGGAAAAUGAGCAAGGGACAGUUUCAGGCUGGGGGAUGACAGAAGGGAGGAGCAGCAGCCUUGUGACGUCUCGUAUGCUGAAAUACGCUGAGAUCGGGGUCUACUCCCUCAGCAAUUGUCAGAUCACACCUCGCACAUCAAAUGGCAGCCCCAUGAUUUUCACUGACAACAUGUUCUGUGCCGGAGCAGAAGGGACGGACAGCUGCCAAAAAGACAGUGGGGGUCCGUUUGUAAUACCAGCGAUGUCUUCAGGAACAGGGCCGUAUCGUCUGGUUGGUAUCGUGUCCUGGGGUCCCCCCUGUGAGGAGAGGAAGUUCAAGGGUUAUUAUACCAAAGUUGAGAAUUAUGUCGAUUGGAUCAAGGAGACAAUAGAUAAGGUGGAGAAUUCUUUAUUUAAUCCAGAGAUGGGGUUGACCUUCUGUAUCGUUUGGUUUCUGUUUGCGUUGGUUUGUGAGUGUUGGACGCUGCCAGACUCCGGGCCUCUGAUGCACGGUGAGGUCCAGUCUCCCGGGUAUCCGCAGCCUUACCCUCCCAACCUGCAGGAGCAGUGGGACCUCAGUGUGCCCGAGGGCUACCGGAUCCGACUUACCUUCACACACAUGGACAUCGAAGCUUCUGCAGGCUGCGUCUACGACUCCCUCACAGUUCUCAAUAAUGGAAAGGUGCUGGGAAAGUUUUGUGGCUCUGACAACUCAGCUGAUGGGCACCACCCUGGCAACCACCCCAUCUUGUCUUCAGGCAACAGACUUACCCUCAUCUUCCAGACAGAUAACAACAACCCAGAGCGCCACCAGAAUGUGGGCUUCUCUGCUCAUUAUCAGGCGAUAGACAUAGAUGAGUGUUCUGCCCCUGAAGAUGCCUCAGGUCCGCUCUGCACUCAAAUCUGCCUCAACACACUCGGGUCUUACAUCUGCUCCUGUCGCCACGGCUACGAACUUCGCUCAGACCAGCGCAGCUGUGUUUUGUCCUGUGGUGGUGGUAUUUUUGACGAGCCAGAGGGAUUUCUUUUCAGUCCAGGAUAUCCUAAUGCCCCACCUUACGCCGUGUCCUGUCAGUACUUCAUUUCUGUAGAACCUGGCUUCACUGUGUCUCUCAACUUCUCUGACAACUUCCACAUCGAGAGUGUGGACACGCAGCAAGGCCCAAGCUGUCUCCAUCACUGGUUGCAGGUGAGCAUUCCGGACAGAGAUCACAUAAAGCUGUGUGGUGCAAAGAGUCCAGGUCUGUUGGUCACAAACUCCAACACUGUCAAGCUGGAAUACUACACUGACGACCAAGGCCUGAGCAACGGCUGGAGCCUGGACUACACCACACAGAGGAUGCAGUGUCCAUUUCCUGGUAACGUGGCCAAAGGCAGAGUCACGCCGAUGUUGACCGAAUAUUUCUACAGAGACUAUAUCCAUGUGCGCUGUGCCCAAGGAUACAAGCUGAUGAUGGAUGGUCAGGAGCUUGAGAGCUUUUCUACCAUGUGCCAAAGCAAUGGACAGUGGCACCUUCGUCUGCCAGAAUGCCACAUAAUUGAUUGUGGAGAACCUGAACCCCUGCUGAAUGGUGGAGUGACCUUCCUCUCUGGCUUUCAGAACCAGUACCGUUCUGUCAUUCAGUACCACUGUAAUGAACCGUUUUACUCGCUCCUUGGGGGCAUGAAUGUUAGCUCAACCUGUGAAUCAGACAGAAAGUGGAGAUCCAACCAUGGUGAUGUUGUCAGCCCAACAUGUCUACCAGUUUGUGGUCGGCCAACACAACACCUCUCUGCCUAUCAGAGGAUCAUUGGAGGCAACAUUGCUCCAGAAAAUACCAUCCCCUGGCAAGUGCUAGUGAGUGUAAAUGGAGGAAGAGGAGGAGGCAUGGUGAUCGCAGACCGCUGGAUUAUGACCGCAGCUCAUGUCGUAGUACAAGAGGGAAACUCUGCAUCAAACGACACUAUACGGAUUUAUAUGGGACUUACUGAUGUUCGGACCUUGACGAUGUCUCCUGUUUAUGCUGCCUCAGUCCACAUUCAUCCUGAAUACAACAACCCCAGAUUCAUAGAAUACAACAACGACAUUGCCUUAAUCAGACUGCAUGACCCGAUCACAUUCAGAGCAUCAGUUAUGCCCAUAUGUUUGCCAGCGCAGGAUACAUAUGUCACUGGCAUGAUGGGAGUGGUGUCAGGUUUUGGCAUUACAGAAAUCGACAAACGACGGAUUUUAACAAAUAAGCUGAAGUAUGUGCACCUCCCUGUGGUGGACCAGGAGACAUGCAGUAAAUCAGUUGAUUUGUAUAAGCAGGGAAGGAGCAACGUACCAAACCUGACAAACAACAUGUUUUGUGCUGGAGUCCCUGAAGGAGGGAAGGACUCCUGCCAAGGUGACAGUGGAAGCCCCUACGCCCUGAGUGACAACGGACAGUUCCGGGCUGCAGGGAUUGUCAGCUGGGGGGUUGACUGUGGAAAGCAGGGAACAUAUGGAGUCUACACCAAAGUCGCUAACUACGUGGACUGGAUCGAGAAGACCAUGCAGGAGAAUUAAGAUUUACAAGUAAUUCAUGAUGAGAAAAUUGCAAAAUCUAAAACAAAACGAAUUUUGUUCUAAAUAAAAAAAAUAAAAAUAAAA
Molecule: messenger RNA, 4348 nt
Organism: Paralichthys olivaceus (Japanese flounder)
Lineage: Eukaryota; Metazoa; Chordata; Actinopteri; Pleuronectiformes; Paralichthyidae
Source: RefSeq, a predicted model, not a curated record